AUGGCCCUGCACGCUGAGGCAGCCUUGCUGCUCCUGGGACUGCUCCUGGGGUUUCUGGGGCUCUGGGGGUUGUGCCGAGCCCCGGCCUCCACCCCUGCCCAGGCCCAGAGCUGGCCCCCUGGGCCGCGGCCUCUGCCUUUCCUGGGGAACCUGCACUUGCUGGACAUGCGGCAACUGGACAGAUCGCUGAUGGAGCUUGCAGAGUGCUAUGGGCCGGUGUUCACGGUGCACCUGGGUGUCCAGAAGACAGUGGUGCUGACGGGCUUCGAGGCAGUGAGGGCGGCGCUGGUGGGCACUGGGCAGGAGUUGGCUGACCGGCCGCCCAUCCCCAUCUUCCAGUUCAUCCAGGGAGGAAGGGGCAUCUUCUUCUCAUCUGGAGCCCGCUGGAGGGUGGCACGUCAGUUCACCAUCCGCACCCUGCAUGGUCUGGGUGUGGGGCGGGCACCUACUGCCCACAAGGUCCUGGCAGAACUGGAGUGGCUUGUGGCAGAGUUGGACAACUACAGGGGUCAGCCCUUCCCACUGCCGAUGCUCGGCUGGGCUCCCUCCAACAUCACCUUUGCGCUCCUCUUUGGUCAGCGGUUUGACUACCGAGACCCCCUGUUUGUCUCGCUGCUGGGGCUCAUUGAUGAGGUCAUGGUCCUCCUGGGCUCCCCCAGCCUGCAGAUGUUCAACAUAUUCCCCAGGCUCGGAGCCCUGCUCCAGCUACACCAGCCAGUCUUGCGCAAGAUAGAGAAAGUGCGCGCGAUCCUGGUGACGCUCCUGGAGGCAAGGCGGCGGCACGUGCUCGCUGGGGGCACCGUGCAGGGCUAUGUGGACGCUCUGAUCCUGCAGGACCAGAGAGAAGAAACUCCGGGUCCGUUUUCCGAGGCCGACAUGGUGGCCUGUAUCUUGGAUAUGGUCAUGGCCGGUACGGAGACCACCUCAGCCACUCUGCAGUGGGCCGCACUUCUGAUGGGCCGGUACCCGAGUGUACAAGGCCGCGCACAGGCGGAGCUGGAUCGUGUGCUGGGGCUCCGGCAGCCCGGGCCCGCUGACCAGGCUGCGCUUCCCUACACCAACGCCGUGCUCCACGAAGUGCAGCGCUACAUUACUCUCCUGCCGCACGUGCCGCGCCAAGCAGCCGCCCCCAUCCACCUGGGCACUUACCUGCUACCCCAGGGCACGCCUGUGAUCCCUCUGCUGACCUCUGUGCUGUUGGACAAGACAAAGUGGGAGACCCCAGACCACUUCAACCCCGGCCACUUCCUGGACACUAAAGGGCAAUUUGUGAAGCGGCCAGCUUUUCUGCCUUUCUCUGCAGGCCGCCGUGUGUGCGUAGGGGAGAGCCUGGCCCGGAUCGAGUUGUUCCUACUGUUUGCCAGCCUCCUUCAGCGGUUCCAUCUGCAGCCCCCGCCCGGUGUCCAUGCUGACACGCUGGACUCCACGCCUGCCCCUGCCUUCACCAUGAGGCCACGGGCACAAGCCCUGUGCGCAGUGCCAAGAAAGCGCUGA
This is a messenger RNA of Chrysochloris asiatica (Cape golden mole), 1494 nucleotides long. RefSeq names its product cytochrome P450 2W1-like. The record is from RefSeq and is a predicted model, not a curated record. NCBI's taxonomy places the organism in Eukaryota, Metazoa, Chordata, Mammalia, Afrosoricida, Chrysochloridae. Bases 1 to 1494 code for a protein of 497 amino acids. Gene Ontology annotation, cellular component: intracellular membrane-bounded organelle; cytoplasm. Gene Ontology annotation, molecular function: iron ion binding; oxidoreductase activity, acting on paired donors, with incorporation or reduction of molecular oxygen, reduced flavin or flavoprotein as one donor, and incorporation of one atom of oxygen; heme binding. Gene Ontology annotation, biological process: xenobiotic metabolic process. The transcript is spliced from 9 exons.